Messenger RNA from Pipistrellus nathusii (Nathusius's pipistrelle), 963 nucleotides. The record is from the annotation of a GenBank genome assembly. NCBI's taxonomy places the organism in Eukaryota, Metazoa, Chordata, Mammalia, Chiroptera, Vespertilionidae.
AUGGCGGACCGAGACAGCGGCAGCGAGCAGGGUGGUGCGGCGCUGGGCUCGGGCGGCUCCCUGGGGCACCCGGGCUCCGGCUCGGGCUCCGGCGGGGGCGGUGGUGGCGGCGGGGGCGGCGGCGGCAGUGGCGGCGGCGGGGCCCCGGGGGGGCUGCAGCAUGAGACGCAGGAGCUGGCCUCCAAGCGGGUGGACAUCCAAAACAAGCGCUUCUACCUGGACGUGAAGCAGAACGCCAAGGGCCGCUUCCUGAAGAUCGCCGAGGUGGGUGCGGGCGGCAACAAGAGCCGCCUCACUCUCUCCAUGUCCGUGGCCGUGGAGUUCCGCGACUACCUGGGGGACUUCAUCGAGCACUACGCGCAGCUGGGCCCCAGCCAGCCGCCCGACCUGGCCCAGGCGCAGGACGAGCCGCGCCGGGCGCUCAAGAGCGAGUUCCUGGUGCGCGAGAACCGCAAGUACUACAUGGAUCUCAAGGAGAACCAGCGCGGCCGCUUCCUGCGCAUCCGCCAGACGGUCAAUCGGGGGCCCGGCCUGGGCUCCACGCAGGGCCAGACCAUUGCGCUGCCCGCUCAAGGGCUCAUCGAGUUCCGCGACGCUCUGGCCAAGCUCAUCGACGACUACGGAGUGGAGGAGGAGCCGGCAGAGCUGCCCGAGGGCACCUCCUUGACUGUGGACAACAAGCGCUUCUUCUUCGAUGUGGGCUCCAACAAGUACGGGGUGUUUAUGCGAGUGAGCGAGGUGAAACCCACCUACCGCAACUCCAUCACCGUGCCCUAUAAGGUGUGGGCCAAGUUCGGACACACCUUCUGCAAAUACUCGGAGGAGAUGAAGAAGAUUCAAGAGAAGCAGAGGGAGAAGCGAGCUGCCUGUGAGCAACUCCACCAGCAGCAGCAGCAGCAGCAGGAGGAAACCGCCGCUGCCACCCUGCUACUGCAGGGUGAGGAAGAAGGGGAAGAAGAUUGA